This is a messenger RNA of Aplysia californica (California sea hare), 6454 nucleotides long. RefSeq lists its product as uncharacterized. The record is from RefSeq and is a predicted model, not a curated record. Lineage: Eukaryota; Metazoa; Mollusca; Gastropoda; Aplysiida; Aplysiidae. The transcript is spliced from 6 exons. Bases 408 to 5807 code for a protein of 1799 amino acids. Gene Ontology annotation, molecular function: chromatin binding.
UUCAGCCUACCCAGUUACCCUUCUUUAUGCACCGCACGUUUAUUUCUCUCUCAUGGGUUUCGUUUAUGUGUAUUCUGUCUUCUUUUCUGUGUCGGGAGUCGGGGGAUUGUCGAAAACCCAACGAUGAAUAGUUUUUCCGAUAAUCAAGCCUGGUCCUGUGUGUAGGACACAGUAUCCGAGCGUGCGCGCAGUGGAUAAAACACACACCGGCAGGCACAGCUGGUCUUGUUCUCGACGCAACUGGUUGGCUUUGUGAAGAGAUCACUGGAGAGGUAAACUGAAAUGAGCUAAACUGAACCAGUGUUUUGUGCCCAGGGUCUUGUUGCCUGUUUUGUGUUUUGCACCCAGCUGUUGCCUCCGAGUCGUGCAGUGCCUGUGUUGUUGUCACAGGUGUUGACUGUUUGAGCAUGAGGUCUAAAUCGGCUGUGGGUCCUGCCAAAGGCGUGGGCAAGCGGCAAGCGACAAGUGGGAAAUGCUUUCCCGUCCUGCGGAGAACGAAGCUGGAACGGGGCAGUCUUGUGAAAGCAAAGUCCUCAUUGUGUCGAGAAAAGUCUCCUACAAAACAAGCGAAAACUCCUGUAUGCGGGGAGAAGUCACCAGCGAGGCAAACUAAGUCUCCACUGCGAGGGGAGAAAGCAUCGGCAAGACAAGUGAAGUCUCCAGCAAGUAGGGAGAAAUCACCAGCAAAGCAAGGCAAGUCACCAGUAUGUGUGGAGAAGUCAUUAACAAAACAAUGCAAGUCUCCAGUACGAGGGGAGAAGUCAUCAACGAAACAAGUAAAGUCACCAGCAACAAGGGAGAAGUCACCAGAGAAACAAGGCAAAUCUCAAGUGGGUAUGGAGAAGUCACCAGCAAAACAAGGCAAAUCACAAGGUGGUAGGGAGAAAUCACCAGGGAAACAAGUCAAAUCUCCAGCUUUUACUGAGAAGUCACCACCAAAACAUGCCAAGUCUUCUGCCUCUGCGUCUACCCCCACAGGCAGUUUCUCAGACAGUGGUGCCUCUUCAUCUGAGUCUUCUAAAUGUGGGCGGGCGAAAUCAGUUGUCAAGGGAAAAGCUUCCCCAGGAGAUACUUCUCGUCCAGGAUUGGCUAGUCUCAAGAAAAAUGGAGUGGCAAGCAAAAGUCUGGGUAAAGCGAAAAAUAUUGUUAAAAAUAAGAAGGCGUCAAAGCCCAUGUCAAAGUCUGCCCAGAACUUCAAGGAGUCUAUAGAUCUAUGGGUCAUCGCCACUAUAGGGAAAAGGGAAGCCAGCUUGAAUGCCAGCACAAAAGUGAAUAUUUUGUAUGAGAGUCAGACAGCAGCUCGAGGUGCUGUAAAAUCUCCUCCAAAGUCUACAGAGAAAACUGGAAUGAAAGCGUCUGCUAAAAGCCAAGAGAAAGGGGAGAGAAAAAUAGACAAAAGCAGCAGUACAGCAGGGUCAGCUAUUCAGAAGACUGCCAGUGGUAAAGCAAAGGCAGACCAGACCAGCAAAGCAAAGGGGAAGAAGGAUGGAUUAAAGUCGAGAGAGAAGUCCAAAAAGGCAGCAACAGUGCAAUCAGAACAGUCUAGAAAAAGAAAAAGUCCCCAUUAUAAAAUUUUCAGGGAUGCUCCGGUACCCAAGUGCAGGAAAAUGUCUACGAGUAGCGGCAAAGCCAAGGGGAAAUCGGGGAAAUCGACUGCAGGGAAGAGGUCAGCCAGCUUGGUCCAUGGGGCAGAAAAUAUAAUUGAGAAAUCUCCGCGCCAGGCCAGUUUGAUAGCCAAAGCCAUGAUAGCCAUGGAGCAAGAGGAGGAGGCGGUACAGGAUUCUGCCGCACGAGCCACUAGCUAUGACUGGACAGAGACCCGUGUGGUGUCGCACAGUGAGUGUCGUCGACUGCGUUGGGUGACUGGACUCGGACAGUCCACCAGUGACCUGGGAGGGCGAGGAACGGAAGCAAGCGUGGGCGGAGGCUCAGAGAGCGCCGAGUCCAGGUCUGUGGAUGCAGUGAGUGAGGUCAAAGGUGGUGAGUCAGAAAAGCCAGAAAGCCUGGAGCAGGAGUCUCUACAGAGCACACUGCUCAAAACACUGCAUCAUAUUGGAGAUGCACGCUUGUUGACAGAAUACUUCCGUGCCCAGAGAGAAGAUUUCCAGGGCCCUGUUGAUAUUGAGGAGUGUUCCACACCGGAGGUCCAGAAAACAGCAGCACCAGCUAAGAAAAAGUUGGAAAACCCAGUGGUAGAAAAAGCUGAAAAGGUGCUGGAAAAACUGACCAGUUGCUCCCCUGCUAAACCAGAGCCAUGUCGAGUUGACACACCGAUUCCCCAGUUUCCUGUUGGCCAAAGGACCAGCCACAUGACCAGUUUCAUCCACCAGCCCAUCGCACAGACGGUGUACCCCCCACAGCACACCCACCAGCUGCCCAUCAAAGUGACACCCUAUGCACCCAGCGCUGCCUACCUGUAUCAGUAUGCUGUAGACCGCCAGCAGAAUGUGUUUCUUCCUCCAAGCCCCUCCCCGGUUCCUUAUGCUGUCAGCAGCGGGGAUGUCUCUCAGCGACAGUAUUCCUCCUUCUCUCUCAACCACAUGGGCAGCUUGAGUUUUGGCAGACGGGGUGUGAACCCCUACCCCCCAAGCCCGAGUUAUAGCACUUCGAUACACCUGCCAGUGCAGCCUGUGGCAGGCUUUACCGUGCCUUCAUACUACCCGAGCUGUCUAACUGCUGUCGGUCAACAGAGUCUAUCAGGCGUGUCUAACACACCACUGGCACAGCAGAACCUAUCUGGCAUGUCGAAUGUAUCGCUGGCUCAACAGAACCUCUCUGGCAUGUCCAAUCUUCCCCUGGCACAACAAAACCUGUCUAGCGGCAUGUCUGGCAUGGCUCUGGCACAACAGAACCUGUCUGGAGGUGUGUCUGGUGUAGCUCUGGGCCAGCAACAGUUUCCCAUGCUCCAGUCCUCAGUGGUCCCCGGCCACCAGUAUGUCCAGGACAUGGCCAGGUUGGGGGGCUUCACGGCCGGCUAUGGACAGCAUCAACAAAUGAAUCCCCUGGUCCAGGAUAACUCCUGUAUGCCCCCUCCAUCUGCACCUCCACCACCCUCACCUCACAGGCAAGCAGCUGGCAGUCAAGGCGUUCAGCCUACCCCUGUCCGACCCCGCCCAGUAGCACACAGACCUGCUCCAUCCUUGUCUGAAAUCAGGAGCCCGGAGGCUCAGAGACCCAUGAAUCCUGUGGCUGCCGCUGAGCCCCUGGCAAAGUUGCGGGCUCUUGACUUGUCAGCGGGACGCAGAAACUCUGUUGUCCACAGUGGGGGUAGUUUUGUGGGAUGUCAGCCUGCAGUGGGAGUACGCAACCCUCUGUCACAUUCUGGGCACGAAGAGGUGGAGAGUAAAGCGUUUGUGUUCUCCUCUCCCCCUGCAGCCAAGCGCAGGAUGAUGAUGUGCAAGCUAGAGGAGGAUGGGACCAGCAGUGAUUCUCUCUGUAAGGCAAUGGGUAAGAGUGUGCCACAGCGCGGGGCUGGCGGAAACGCUGGCCAGGUAAAUGCAUCUGUGUCGUCGGGUAUGUUGUCCAGUGUUUCUUCCAGCGUGUCGGACGUGCUGCACAGUGCCCACAGCACAGUCUACCAGCAGGACCAAGGGGCUUCUGUGGUGCCGCAUGUUGAAGACGCCCACCACACCCCCACCCCCUCGACCAGUACACACAUGCUGGAUGGAAGAAGCAAUGAGACCUUGACCUUUAAGUAUUCAGUGUCUUCAAUCCUUGACAUGCCGAGCCAGAAAAUCAAGUCAGAGCCCCAAAUAGGCCGUGUAGGGCAUGUUAUGUUGUCAUCAUCCCAGAAGGGCCAGGCCGGGCCAUUUGUGACGUCGUCGUCCCAUGUGGGCCGUGUGGGGCCAGUUGUGACAUCAUCACCUCACAUGGGCCGUGUGGGGCCAGUUGUGACAUCACCACCCCACAUGGGCCGUGUGGGGCCAGUUGUGACAUCACCACCCCACAUGGGCCGUGUGGGGCCAGUUGUGACAUCACCCCACAUUGGGACAUCAUCACCCCACAUGGGCCGUGUGGGGCCAGUUGUGACAUCAUCACCCCACAUUGGGACAUCAUCACCCCACAUGGGCCGUGUGGGGCCAGUUGUGAUAUCAUCACCCCACAUGGGUCGUCAUGUGGGGCCGGUUGUGACAUCACCACCCCAUAUGGGCCGUGUGGGGCCAGUUGUGACAUCAUCACCCCACAUGGGUCGUGUGGGGCCAGAAGUGUCGUCAUCACCUCAAAUGGGCCAGGUAUUGCCUGCUGUGUCAUUGUCACCACAAAUGGGCCAUGUUGGGUCGACUGUGUCAUCAACACCUCAGACUGGCCAUGUGGGGCCAGUUGCAGCGUCAUCUCCCCAAAUGAGUCGGGUCGGGCCUGAUGUGGCGUCAUUGUCGUCUGGUGACUCUGGAUCCUCUUCACUUGUCCUGGAUAGCUCUGUUUCUGCUGGCUUUACACCUGGUAGCUUGUCUGGUUCCAGCAAAGAAAGAGAAGUUUGUCGUAAGGAGACAAUAGUAACGACAGAGGAUAAAGAAGCCCCAGGGGCACGUGGGGAAGGGGCGGGCAGAAAAGACAUGCCGCAAGCUAGUAAUGUGAUUGUGAUCGAGGACAGUGAUGAUACUUCAGAUGAUGAGCCGUUGGCCAAUCUGGUGAAGAUGAAAUGUGGAGAUGAAGGCAACGACAGCAAAAGUGAGACCACUGUCUCUACAGUGAAGGGUCCGCAAAAGAACAACAAAGAGAAGACUAAAAGUCGACUGGACAGAGCAAUAGAAGACAAGACUACUGUGGCUGGUGGAAAGUCCAGUCUUUCCAGAGGGAAGGGGGCUGUCAAAAAGGCUGAGAAAACGGACAACAAAAGAGUGGGUGCUGCAGCUUUGGCUGUGGCUGACACAGGGGAGAAGACUGGCCGAGCUGGUGUCAAAGCCAAACCAGACUGUUCCCGGGUAGUCUUGAAGCCUCAACUUAAUGUCAACCACAGCAAUAGCAGCAAUAGCAACGUCAUCAACAACAACAACAAUAACAACAACAACAACAACAGUGCAAAAUCAGGCAAGUUGCCGCAGUCAUUACUCGAGGGCUCAAAGGCUGCUGGGAAAGAAACAAAGGCUAAAAGUAGUGUGAAGAAAUCUGCCAAAGUUCAGGGCACUGGGAAGAAGUGCAGACCGGAGACACAGGUGUGCCCGAGUCCCAGCAAGACGUCCCUGGCACAUGGCUGGAGCUGGCUGGGGGAGGGGGAACUGAAGGCAAUACCCAAGUUGACGAUGCAAAAAGAGGAGCCGCUGCGAUACAGGAAGUGUUUUCAGUCGAUGCGACACACCCUGGGCGAAGUGGUGUCUGUGAGAGAUUGUGUCAUCCUGCACUCUGACGGCGAUGCUGGUAUACCGUAUGUGGCUAAAGUCAGCUCCCUUUGGGAGACUCCAACUGGAGAGAUGAUGCUGAGCAUGCUAUGGUACUACCAGCCGGAGCACACCGCGGCGGGUCGGGAGCCGGAGGACGGUGAGCAGGAACUGUUUGCCUCCAAGCACAGGGAGGAGAACAGUGUGGCCUGCAUCGACGACAAGUGCUACGUGCUUAUGUUCAACGAGUACUGUCGGCUGGAGUCGGAGGCUGUGAGAACAGAGCAGGGUGUGCCCCUCCCGCUAUGGAGACAGAAGAUCCCACAAGUGAGCGAGGCGGACAGCAAGCUGCGGCGGCCGCUACCACAUCCCGAUACCUGCGUGGACAACAUCUGGUUCUGCCGAUUCGACUACGACAUCAGGAAAAAAAUUGUGAAGAAACCGAAAGACAAAAAGUCCAACCUGAGGUACAGCAGACACCGGAGUAGUUAGAUAAAACCGCUGCGGGUUGGGUUUUGUUGCGACUUAUCGCAGAUUUCUCAGAUUGACUUUCUGUGACCGUCCUUGGUCGUCAGGGAAUGUAUGAGUGGUGGGUCCGGUUUUUUGUGAGGGCAGCAGGCGUAGGUUGGAUGUGGUUUGACUUUUGUGGGUUGGGUUUUUGUUUGACUGUAGUUCGUCAAGUUUUUGGCGGACAGUCGUUGGUUUUUAUGUGACCGUUGUGUGUCAGGUUUUAGUUUGAGCCCAUGGGUCAGGAUCAGUGAGACCGCCAUAUGUCUGGGUUUGUGUGGCUGUAGCCCGAAAGUUGAUUUCGCCGAUGUUUGGCUCAUGUGUGUGCAGUAACUUGCUGAUGUAGCAUAUAUGCGAGCAAAAUUUUCGUGUGGGAUGGAUGGUUUGAGGGUUCUUCUGGUUGGUUCUUCUUUUCUCUUCCUCUGUCGUUUCUGUCUACCUGUGUUAAUCUUUCCUUGCUCUCAGCGAUCAUCAUUAUGUCAUUGUGCCUCUCUCUGUUUUAGUAAGUGUUUUACGGCACUUGCAACUCAAUAAAGUCAUCGGAAAUUAGAAGUGUUUCAAGGGAGUAACAAACACAAAAAAGAAGGAGGGGAGAUAAAGACGAUAGAUGUUUGAUAGGAAAGAAGAAGCAA